Messenger RNA from Hippocampus zosterae (dwarf seahorse), 1609 nucleotides. RefSeq names its product clathrin, light chain A (gene clta). Lineage: Eukaryota; Metazoa; Chordata; Actinopteri; Syngnathiformes; Syngnathidae. The coding region runs from base 105 to 803 and encodes 232 amino acids. Gene Ontology annotation, molecular function: structural molecule activity; clathrin heavy chain binding. The transcript has 7 exons. Gene Ontology annotation, biological process: intracellular protein transport; clathrin coat assembly; clathrin-dependent endocytosis. Gene Ontology annotation, cellular component: clathrin coat of coated pit; plasma membrane; clathrin coat of trans-Golgi network vesicle. The record is from RefSeq and is a predicted model, not a curated record.
AAGCUCCGUUUUUUUCUUGUGUCGCUCUCUUUCAGCUAACCGCUCUUUGACCACUACCUACACUUGCCGAAGAUUUCUACAUUUCCGCCAGAUAAAAAGACAAUAUGGAUGAUUUUGACAUGCUCAAUGCACCCGCUGCUGGAAACGGCGUUGGCUCAGAGGAGGACCCUGCUGCGGCGUUUUUGGCCCAACAGGAGAGCGAAAUCGCGGGGAUUGAAAACGACGAAGGCUUCAGCAUCUUAGACGGUGGAGAUGUCCCUUCGUCACUGGGGGAUUUUAACGACGGCGCUGUCAAUGGAGAGUUCCAUGGGGAAAGCAACGGCCCAUCUGAUGCCUAUGCAGCAAUUUCCAACGCAGAUCGCCUGCAGGCAGAACCUGAAAGUCUUCGCAAAUGGAGGGAGGAACAAAGAGAGAGACUGGAGAUGCUUGAUGAUAAUUCUCGCAAGCAAGAGACUGAAUGGAAGACCAAGGCCAAGGUGGAACUUGAGGAGUGGCAUGCCAGGCAAAAUGAGCAACUGGAGAAAACCAAAGCUAAUAACAGGGUGCUCGAUGAAGACUUCUACAAGCAGCCCUUCUCUGAGCUCAUUGGUUAUGUCACACACAUUAACCAUCCUUGCUACCGCCUAGACCAGGCGGCCGAGGAGGCCAUGAUUUCAGACAUGGACGAGAACAACCCAGGCACGGAAUGGGAGCGGGUGGCUCGCCUGUGCGACUUCAACCCAAAGUCCAGCAAGCAGGCCAAAGAUGUGUCCCGCAUGCGCUCCGUCCUCAUCUCCCUGAAGCAGUCUCCACUUGUCCGCUAGGGUGCGCGCCGUAUCGUUCGCUAUCACCGUCAAUGCAAACACAACCAACAGCCGAUGACCCACACCUGUACUUGGAAGAAAAGACGGCAUAUUCCCCUUCUCUCGAUACCCAUUUACCACACUCGCAGCUCGUUUUCACUCUCGUGGAAGCGGCUAGCCUGCGAUUAAAAAAAAACCCACAACAGAGUAUUCUUCUCCUGACGGGCCAGGCCUUUGGAACAUCAAAUCACUGUUUUGUCACAGAUUUUUUUUUUUUUUUUUUUUUCCAACGAUAUGUUCUCCGACCAAAUACAAGUCCUUGUUUGGGUCCACAAAGCCAGCAGAUGAUACCGGCCCCAUCAAAACAUGCUGUAUCCCCUCAAACUCUUGUAAGAUUUGAUUGUGUGUUUUUUUUUUAUGUCACAUAGUGUCACAGCGUGUGAGUUACCCAUACAUAAAAUUCCUCCGAAUUCCAGUUUCUGUUUAAGGACCAAAUUACAAAAAAAAAAAAAAAUCCAGUAAGUGUGUUUUGAAGUGUCAGUGUAGUGGCGUAUUGUGUUCAAUCUAUGCAUCUCCUUGUGAAAAGCGCCUACUGUCGGGAAUAGUCCAGUCCAUUACAAUUCAAACAUGUUGACAGCUCAGUGUGUGUACGUACUCUAUGUGCACUUAUGUACAUAUACAGAAGGCAAUAUAUAUACAGAAUAUAAAACCUCUAUGUUCUAGAAUCUGACGGUUGUGGUUUUAAAGAGAGCUAAGUAUUAGUCAAAUGGUUGACCAUGCAUGUCCAUUGCCCACUUGUUUCAAAAUCAGUAAACAGUCAAUCAAAA